UCAUUCUAUACAUUGAUAUUUUGUAUCAGCGCCAUUAUUAACCAAAACGUUAGAGAUAAACAACAAGAGCCAAAAAAUGGUAAAAGUUGGUGAAGUAUUGAGUGUAUCAACCUCAUCGUGUUCAUCGCUCUACGAUAGUGAAGCUGAAGAGCUUCAAAAGAUGCCACUAGAACCACCCAAAGUUAAGCCGAAGAAAUGUCUCUCGAAGCAACUCUCAAUGCUGGAGACCAAAAGAGACACCGCAUGGGAGCGUCGCCGUCGCCAGAUGCUCAAUCACCUCCAGAGGAAGCAAAUAAACGAAGAAGGAGGUGAUAUUGACUUAACGGACGAGGACUUGAGUGAGCUCAAAGGUUCCAUCGAGUUAGGUUUUGGUUUUAACGAGGAGCAAGGGCAACAGCUUACAACCACGUUGCCUGCGUUAGACCUUUACUUCGCUGUGACACGUCAGAUCUCGCCGGUUUCCACACCAGGAAGCAAUGACGACGGUUCGGGAUCCAUGUCAUCAACAUACAAACCAAGCAAAACGUACCCAUGUGGUCCACUAACCGACUCUGAUGGAUUGAAAGUCAUGUCUCCAGGAGAUAAUCCAGAGCAGGUUAAAACGAGACUGAGGCAUUGGGCACAAGCUGUGGCAUGUUCUGUGAUACAACAUAAUUAAGCAGACAAGUGAGUGAUGGAUUUUAAUUUAUAGAAAGGAACAUGAAUGAGAGAGACUACGCAAAGGAAAGUGUUGUGGUAUAGAAUGACUUUUAUUUACCAAACAAGAGUCAUUCUGUUAUAGAUAGUAGGUUCUUCCUUUUCCAUCUUCCCUCUUUUUCUUUCUUAGCUUUUAAUUCAUCUUUAGUAAAAUUUGUCCUCUGUUCAAACUUCUUUUCAAAUGUCAACAUGCAAAUGUCCUUAUUUUAGGCGAGAAAACAGAGUUUUAAUCCAGAAAUGAUGAUGAAUG
This is a messenger RNA of Raphanus sativus (radish), 946 nucleotides long. RefSeq lists its product as uncharacterized. The record is from RefSeq and is a predicted model, not a curated record. NCBI's taxonomy places the organism in Eukaryota, Viridiplantae, Streptophyta, Magnoliopsida, Brassicales, Brassicaceae. The transcript is spliced from 6 exons. Bases 77 to 658 code for a protein of 193 amino acids.